GGGAUCUAUAACCACAAGGUCACUUGUGGUCCGUUGGUGUUAGUAUUGUGGCGAUGCGAAUUUUCGUUGUGGUUAAAUUUAUUUAUGUACUUUAGAGUGCUUUAAAUACCGUUAUUUAUGGCAUCCUUUUUCCAGCAGAAUUUGAUUCUGAGAUAAGAAAAGCUAUCUACUAGCAUCAUUUUGUAUUCUUCCUUACCUCCACAACUUCCAUAUGUCGAUAGUUUCUGAACAUCUGCACAUAGUCCUGAAACUCGGACUACUGACAUACAAGACGUAGAUGUACACCCCAGAAGUUUUAGUGCCCUAAUCUCCCUGUUUAGCGUAAAUGACAUAAAAUUUCCGAAGUUUCUCUAGAUCUUAGAAAGUCCCCAAACUUUUGGAAAACCACUAGACUUUGAGGAAGAGCAUUGGACUUUGUGGAAAACCACCAAGUCCACCCAAGAAUAGGGAGACUGAGAUAUGUUACAGGAUUUUCUACCGGAAAAUCGUCUAGCAUAUUGGAUUAAGAUUGUUUCAAAACCAUUUACACGUGAGUAUUGCCGCGCAGGUAGUGAAGUUUAGACCCUUAUUUCUCCGAUAAUUACCCGCGGGGGUUUUUCGCGAGUCUAACACUCAGGUUUUUUAAACAAUAUGAAAUACUCUAAGGGGAACUAAGGUAAUACUCCGAUAUCUGGAGCUAAUCUUCAAUUUUUUUUAUCACUUGAAUCACUCUAUUAAGACAGGCUUUUAUUGAUUCCUCAAUAUCUACUGUUUAAAUAUUCUGAUGUGCUGCAACUAGCAGCAACUACUCUGUCACUUAUAUUUUCACAAUAUUGGAUACCAAAAAAGACAAAUCGUUAACCAUUUAACAGUUAGUUUAGUUUUUGACUGGCGUUCCACCUAGGACACGUAAAUGGAUAGGUUCAGUGAGUCUUUAGGCCAAUAUAUUUUGCUUUCUAAUUGCCUGUUUUCUGUGUUUCGUUAUAUUUUAACUCUUCUAAAAACUUUGCAAUCGUUUUACUUACUUUAACAGUCGGAAAACUUCCUUAUUCGUUAUAGAAUCGCUAAUUCCUCAAAAGGUGUUUGAUUUUAUACAAAUAGGUUGCUGGGGUUCUUUGUUCGCCCUCCGAUAAUUUCCUUUCCCUAACACCUCUUCGAUCCAUCUUCGCAUGUUUCGCUUCAGUGAGUAGUUUUCUGGGUCAGCGAAAUUGGGCCAGGGGUUUGUAAUAGGGUGAUCAUUGAUUGUUUUAAAUGCAAAUAUUUGACAUAAAAAUUGGACCUUAUUACAAGUUUGCUCGUCGUAUUUGUGGUUUCUUUUGUAAAGGAGGAACGAUGCACAGUUCUGCUUUCAGCCAUACUGAACCUAUGACUCUAGGUUCUCCUCCAGUAAACUCGAUUGGGACAGGGUCAAGUACUUCACCAGGCACUUGCCAAUAUCUUCCAGGAUUCUUAAUGAGUGAAAAUCCACAGGUCUUAGAGACGGUGUCGACAAGCUCAGAAUCUAAAGUUUCACGCCAAAAUGCAUUUUCACUUUCUGGGAAUUCGCACAAUAUACCAGCUUCACAGUAUAACAACAAACUGCAACCACGCUAUUUAAGUCAAGCUCAUGAUUCAAUUGGACGUCGUUUAACAUCACCUCCUACACGAAGUAUGUGGUCAACCGUUGGUGGUGCUGGUGUCCGUUCAAAGCCCAGCGCAGACAAUUUCGGUGGAAUAAAACACAGUACACCAAAUUAUACUCUUGGUUCAUCGACGAAUCCUCCUGUAAAACAAAUAGGUGUUAGUCCUUUCCAGUCGCCGGGUGAUUCUAGUUAUCAUCGAACACCUUUGCAUAAUGUUGUAAAUAAUCGCCCACCUUUAGCUGGGUCACCACUCCAUAAUAACAGUAUUCUUGCAAAUAUAAACGAUGGGAAUAAGAAGCAAGAUGUUAUUAGUACACCUGAUCGUUUAGCGGAGGCUUUGCUUUCACAUCGAAGUUCCAACGACUUUGAUAAUGCGAAUCCACACGAUUGUUGGGUAACUGUUUUCGGGUUCCCUCCAUCACGAGCUGCAUUUAUUCUUAACCAGUUCGCUCAAUUGGGUACAAUAGAAAAACAUGUGAUUACAAACAGUGGUAAUUGGAUGCAUAUUAAAUAUCAAAAUAAAAUGCAAGCUCAUUGUGCUUUAAAUAAAAAUGGUAAAGUAUUCGGGGAUAAUACCAUGGUCGGUGUAUCAGUCUGUAAUGAUUCGGAAGUUAUGAAUGAUGAAAAGUGUGGCCUGUUUUCAAAGCAAACAAACCCAUGUAGCAUGAAUGAUUCCUUAUUCCUUAGUCCAUCAAAUGUUCAUCAUAAUCCAAUGAAUAUGAAACGUACUACUGACGAAAACUGUAAAGCAACAACCGGUGCAAUGAAUAAAACACCAUUACGCGACUUAAGCGGACUAAGGUCGUUGAAUGGUGUCGGCGGCGUUGGUAAUGGUGCAACUAACUCUGGCACUGAUUCUGCUAAUAUUUUUGCAGACAAAUCAGCAAAUAAUAUUGGAAGACAUAAUUCUAUGCGAUCAUUAGCUGCAUCGACACGACCAACAAAUUUAUCACGAACUACUAGUGUUCGACAGGAUAGAGAUUCAGGAUUAUUUUCUAAAGCAUUAGGUUAUAUGUUUGGCUGGUCAUAGAAACAAAAAAAACCCACUUGACAUAUCUGUAUUCCCAUUCAAUAGACUGAUUUGUUUAAAUGUAUCAUUUAUUGUCGUUGAUCCAUGUCUCAAUAUUACAUACAAUCAGUUUCUUCUUCUUUUUUUUUUAAAAAUAAACAGUUAUUGUUUCUCCUUUUUUUUAACCAUUUGUGAAAUAGAAGUAUUGCAUUAUCUUUGUACAACAAUUUUAUUCUUAAUUUUUUUUGUUCACCUUAUUAUUCAAAAGAUUUUAUGAAGUAAACUACAAUAAAAUGUAUUUGGUAU
Messenger RNA from Schistosoma intercalatum, 2916 nucleotides. The record is from the annotation of a GenBank genome assembly. NCBI's taxonomy places the organism in Eukaryota, Metazoa, Platyhelminthes, Trematoda, Strigeidida, Schistosomatidae.